UGUAAAUGUGUGUCCGGAACGUCAGGAACCCUAUGUGAAUACGUUUACGACUACUGCGAGGCUAUUGGUAAUAGAGUGUGCAUUCAUGGAGAUUGCUAUGAGGAUCCGACAUCAACACGACGAUUCUCGUGUAGCUGCCGCUUCAUGUUUUAUGGUCGAAACUGCGAUCGACAAUUGAGCGUCACCGAAGCGAAUCUGCAGUGGAUAAUGGUGAGUACCGUGGAGCUUGAAAUGAGGUGGAUCGAGGCUGAUACAUAA
Haemonchus placei is the source of this 258-nucleotide messenger RNA. The record is from the annotation of a GenBank genome assembly. NCBI's taxonomy places the organism in Eukaryota, Metazoa, Nematoda, Chromadorea, Rhabditida, Trichostrongylidae.